GAAGACGCGUGCACGUCAUCCAUGAUGGAACUCUGCUAAAUUGUUGCAGGAAGUUGCGCAUGACGACUAGCUAGGUACAAUGGCGCCUCUAGACUUGGAUAAAUAUGCAGAGAUCGCAAAACAGUGUAAAUACCUUCCAGAAAAUGACCUCAAGAGGUUGUGUGACUAUGUGUGUGAUCUCCUGCUGGAAGAGUCCAAUGUUCAGCCUGUCUCUACUCCUGUAACAGUAUGUGGGGACAUACAUGGACAGUUUUAUGAUCUCUGUGAACUCUUCCGAACUGGCGGCCAGGUUCCAGAUACAAACUAUAUAUUUAUGGGUGACUUUGUUGACCGGGGAUACUACAGUCUGGAGACAUUUACCUACCUGCUGGUGCUGAAAGCCAAAUGGCCCGACCGCAUCACGCUUCUACGUGGAAACCAUGAAAGCAGACAGAUCACCCAAGUUUAUGGCUUUUAUGAUGAGUGCCAGACCAAAUAUGGGAAUGCAAAUGCUUGGCGUUAUUGCACCAAAGUAUUUGAUAUGUUAACAGUUGCAGCUCUGAUGGAUGAACAGAUCCUGUGUGUCCACGGAGGCCUCUCCCCAGACAUUAAAACCCUAGACCAAAUUCGAACCAUUGAGCGGAACCAGGAGAUCCCACACAAAGGGGCAUUUUGUGAUCUGGUGUGGUCAGACCCUGAAGAUGUGGACACUUGGGCCAUAAGUCCCAGAGGAGCUGGCUGGCUCUUUGGUGCAAAGGUCACUAAUGAGUUUGUUCACAUCAACAACCUGAAGCUGAUCUGCAGGGCGCAUCAACUUGUCCAUGAAGGUUACAAGUUCAUGUUUGAUGAGAAGCUGGUCACAGUGUGGUCUGCUCCUAACUACUGCUAUCGCUGCGGCAACAUAGCCUCCAUUAUGGUCUUCAAAGAUGCUAACACAAGAGAGCCAAAGCUCUUCAGAGCAGUGCCUGACUCUGAAAGAGUCAUUCCACCCCGAACAACAACACCUUACUUCCUGUAGCACAUUAAAACUAAAAUGACACAGCCAUUUGUUCAGUGCAGAGAUACUGACUGGGACACUGGCAUCAGCACUUGUGAACCCAUAUGGAUUCUUUAUAGAGCAUUUAGAGUAUUUACAGUGCAUUUUUGGUGCCAACUGUUAAUUGUUAUUCCCACUCUGUGCAUAGAAUGCCAUUAUUCUGCAGCUUAAAUCACUGAGACAUUAUAGCGAAGUAUUUAGAUCAGCAACAUUGCUGUGCUGUUGAAAUGUUUGAGAGGAAGGAUUAACAUUAUACCCAAGUCAACUGAUGUGGAAAAUGUUCAUAUUUAUAAAUCUCACUUUUACUUUGCAAUAAAAAACCCCUCUGCAGAUAAAAUUGCAGGUGCAGUGUUAUAUACAAUAUUUCAUUUGAUUUUGUGAUGUAAAGCUGGGUGUAAGAUAAUGAAGCACUGCACCAAAGCAAAAUUUACAUCUGUUCUGACAAGUUUCACUGGAGUUAUGCAGUUUGUGUUAUUAUGUGAUCUUAUAAAUAAAGAGUUGAUGUGUAUAAAUAUAACUACCUGUUAAAGUUUCAGGAUUGUUAAGCCUGUGGUACCUUAAACAAUUCUCUGUAAUUUCCAGAUUUCGAAUCAGCUCUUGUAGUCAUUAUUUUUUGUGUGUCACCAUACUGUUUUUAAAUAAAGAAAUACAAAAAACA
Molecule: messenger RNA, 1673 nt
Organism: Lates calcarifer (barramundi perch)
Lineage: Eukaryota; Metazoa; Chordata; Actinopteri; Centropomidae
Product: serine/threonine-protein phosphatase 6 catalytic subunit
Exons: 7
Coding region: 80-997 (305 amino acids)
Biological process (GO): peptidyl-serine dephosphorylation; G1/S transition of mitotic cell cycle
Cellular component (GO): cytoplasm
Molecular function (GO): protein serine/threonine phosphatase activity
Source: RefSeq, a predicted model, not a curated record